Molecule: messenger RNA, 1301 nt
Organism: Chiloscyllium plagiosum (whitespotted bambooshark)
Lineage: Eukaryota; Metazoa; Chordata; Chondrichthyes; Orectolobiformes; Hemiscylliidae
Gene: psmf1
Product: proteasome inhibitor subunit 1
Biological process (GO): proteasome-mediated ubiquitin-dependent protein catabolic process
Molecular function (GO): proteasome binding; endopeptidase inhibitor activity
Source: RefSeq, a predicted model, not a curated record
GCGCGCUCCCGCCAGGCUCGUCCCCCGGUCCUGUAGCAUGGCGGGCCUGGAGCUGCUGUAUCACUCGGUGGCUCAGGAUCUGUCUUCUCCUCAGGACGCCUUAGUCUGCUUCGUGCACUGGGAGCUGGUCAGGGCGGGAUUCAAGUGCCUGGGGACCGGGGACCAGGCUUUGACUGAGGAGAGGAAGAAGGAGCUGUUACCCACAGGUUGGAAUGUCAAUCGAGAGCUGUACACACUGCGUUAUCGCUCAGAUAAUGAUGAGAAAAUACUUCUGUUGAAGGCAAUCACUGUUGAUUCCAGUCUGAUCAUUAAUGUUAUGAAUUGCCAGUCUGAACAGGUUGUAGAUUUGACAGUAAAUUUAAAUGACUACAUUAACUCAGAUCACCUGCGAGAGUAUGACAGAGUUUUCAAGAAGGAAGAGGAGUUGCGGCAUCGUAUUGGAUCAGCAAUUGUUUCUCCUUUAGUUGGCACGAAGCAGAGAGAUGGAGGAGGGCAACAGAAAGGAAAGAAAUCAAUUCGGUCUGGUACAGCUGCUCAACCACAUGCGGGCACCAACCCACUCUUCAUCCCACCCAAUGCGCCACAAAGGCAACCCUCCUGGUCUGAUCCGAUGGCACCGUUUGCAUCAGGAGGAGAUGAUCUCGACCCAUUUGGUGAACGAAGAGGUGGAAUGAUUGUUGAUCCUUUGAGGUCAGGGUUACCACGUUCUGGCUUUGACCCAUCAUCGGGGAUACCGGGACAGCUUCCUCCUGGUUCAGUCCCACCUGGAGCCAGAUUUGAUCCAUUUGGACCAGUUGGACCGGGCCGUUCUGGCCCUGAUCCAGACCAUCUUCCUCCGCCUGGAUAUGAUGACUUGUUCAUGUGAUCUUCGUUUUCUUCCUCUCGCCUCCCUCCUCUCAAAGCAAGUUAGGUUGUAAGGAAAACCCCAGAUGUAAACCACAACUUGUGGAAUCCUGUGGCCUUCACUUCUUUUGGUUAAAUAAAUAUUCUAUGAACAGCGUAACUUAGCCAUUUGAUCUGCUGCGUUCCUAUUUGAUGAUCAGCAGCUUCAGCUAAGCCAAUCUCCCUUUGGUGGUGGGGCAUACGUGCUCAACUGAACCGGUUAAACACUUAAGAGCAGCCAAGUGCUUUAUUGUCAUACAUCUGACACAUGCUUCCAGUGUGGACUUGUAACCAAUCUCCUGCACAUUGUCACAGAGUUGUCACUAUGCUGUGUCUUUGAGGUAGGCAGAUUAAAUUAAAUGCAUCAGAGUGUUUGAGUUAAAUGAUCCUGUUAAUAAACUGAUGUGUAAAUGAAAAAA